AUGAAUCAAGGAAAUUUUUCACGAAUCCUUGUGAGACGAAUCAGAUGUUUUGUAUUAGAUAUGUUGAUGUUUUUGUUGAGGUAUAUUGUUGUUUUGCCAAGCAAGAAGGAGAUAGAUUUCAUUGAGGUUAAACAAGGAAACAUGAUUGUUAAUGACUAUGCUGUGAAGUUUGAGGAGUUAUCUAGGUUCUGCCUGCAUUACAAUGGGGUAGAAGUUGGAGGUUCCAAGUGUAUCAAGUUUGAGAGUGAUGUGCGUCCUGAGAUCAAUCAAUUCAUCAAGUACCAAAAGAUUCAUCAGUUUUCUAUGUUGGUUAAUAAGUGUAGGAUCUACGAUGAAGAUAGUUGUGCUAGAUCUGCUCAUUAUAAGAGUAUUAGUGAGAAGAAAAGUGGAAGUCAAAAUUAUGGAAAACCUUAUAGGGCUCCAGCUGAUAAAUGGAACUGGAAGGCUUCAGGUGGGAAAGAGACAAGUGAGGGAGGAAUUUAUGUUCCUAAUAAAUGUUUCAUGUUUGGGGAAAUAGGUCAUCGUACAGCUGAGCGCAAGAGCAUAGGCAUGAUAUGUUUCAAUACUCAGUUCCCAAAGCCAAAGAAAUUUCAAUCUGGUGGAAAAGUUUUUGCUUUGAGUAGAGCAGAGACUACUAGAUCUGAUAACUUGAUUCAAGAUAUGUGUUCCAUUAAUGGUAUUCCUUUAAUUGCUAUUAUUGAUACGGGUGUAACACAUUCGUUUAUAUCUCUUGAUUGUGCUAAGAAGUUGAAUCUAGAAAUAUCUUUUAUGGUUUGGAGUAUGGUCAUUGAUACCCCAACUAAUGAGUUCGAAGAAGGUGAAGAUAUGAUGUUUAUGUCUGCUAAGCAAGUGGAUGAGUCCUUGAAGGAUGAAGCUCGAGUAUUUAUGAUAUUCUCUUUGCUGAAAGCUGAAAGCAAAGCUAUGAUUGGUGAUAUACCAGUGGUGUGUGAUUUUCCAGAGGUGUUCGUAGAUGAUAUUAGUGAUUUUCCUCCAGAACGCGAGGUUGAGUUUACCAUAGACUUAGUGCCUGGUACUAGUCCUGUGUUGAUGGCACCUUAUAUAAUGUUUGCGUCAAAUCUGAGUGAGUUGGAGAAACAGUUAGAGAAUUUGGUUGAAAAGAAGUUUGUUUGA
This is a messenger RNA of Lathyrus oleraceus (garden pea), 1131 nucleotides long. RefSeq lists its product as uncharacterized. Lineage: Eukaryota; Viridiplantae; Streptophyta; Magnoliopsida; Fabales; Fabaceae. The transcript has 5 exons. The coding region runs from base 1 to 1131 and encodes 376 amino acids. The record is from RefSeq and is a predicted model, not a curated record.